CUCCUGGGCCACCUACAGCAUGAGCAAGAGCCUCGAAGCGGAUCGCAUCGAGCACAGCCAGGCGCCCUUCGGGCUGAUGGUCUUCGGCUUCCAAAAUUACAUGGGUUACGGCUUUGCGGGCCUUUGCGCCACACCUUCUUCUCCACCUUCCUGCGCCGACCUCGACUGCAAGAAGCACGAGAGGUGCGAGGUGGUCGAAGGCCAGGCCACGUGCGUGAAGGACACCGAAGCCCUCUGCUGGGCCACCGGCGACCCCCACUACCAGACCUUCGACGGGAAGAACUUCGACUUCAUGGGCACCUGCACCUACGUCCUCUCCAAGACCUGCGCCUCGGACGCCGCCCUCCCCGUCUUCAGCGUGGAGGCCAAGAACGAGAACCGGGGCAACACCAAGGUCUCCUACGUCGGCUCCGUGACCGUCCGCGUCUACAACGUCACCAUCGCCGUGGUCAGAGGCGAGACCGGCAUCGUGAGGGUGAACAACCAGCGCUCCCGCCUCCCCAUCUCCCUCGCCGACGGGAGGAUCAAGGCAUACCAGAACGGCGACUCGGUGCUCAUCAAGACCGACUUCUCGCUGAAGGUCUUCUUCGACUGGGAGCAUCACCUGGUGGUGAAGAUCCCCGGCAAGCUCUCCGGCAAGGUGUGCGGGCUGUGCGGCAACGGCAACGGGGACCCGCGGGACGACACCGCCACCCCCGAUGGCUCGCUGGCCACCGACCCCGUGGAGCUGGGCAAGAGCUGGAAGGUGGACGACGGCGACCGCUUCUGCUGGGACGACUGCAACGGCGAGUGCAAGACCUGCAGCCUCCAGCAGAUCGCCAAGUACAAGGCGGGGACGUCCUGCGGCUUGCUGGCCAAAAAAUCGGGGCCCUUCCAGCACUGCCACGCCGUCGUCAACCCCAAGGUCCACCUGGACAACUGCGUCUACGACCUCUGCAUGAACGACGGGCUCCAGUCCAUGCUGUGCCAGGCCCUGAAGACCUACGCGGACAAAUGCCGGGCGGCGGAAACGGCCAUUUCCGACUGGAGGACCCCUUCGCAGUGCCCCAUGUCCUGCCCGGAGAACAGCACCUACACGCCCUGCGGCCCCGCUUGCCCGGCCACCUGCAACGACCCGGCGACGUCCGCCGAGUGCCAGGCCCUGGCCUGCGUGGAGACCUGCGCCUGCCGCGAGGGCUUCGUGCUGGACGGCGGCAAGUGCGUGCCCAAGGCCCAGUGCGGCUGCGUGUACGAGGGCCGCCUCUUCGCCCCCGGCGAGGAGUUCUGGGCCAACGACGCCUGCACGAGGCGCUGCGCCUGCGACGCCGCGAGCCGGCAGGCCAAGUGCCGGGACACCGGCUGCCGCGCCGGCGAGCAGUGCCGGGUGGAGAAGGGCAUCCUGGACUGCCACCCCGUGAGCUACGGCACCUGCUUGGCGGCGGGACGGACCCACUACCAGACUUUCGACGGCAGGAGGUUCAUCUUCCAAGGCAGCUGCCUCUACCAGUUUGCCAGGCUGUGCAAGAAGAGCCAAGACUUGGUGGACUUCCAGGUGCUGGUCCAGAACGGCCACCGGGACAAACAGCAGCUGUCCGCCAUCGCUCUGGUGCAGGUCAAAGUCUACGGCAGCGACAUCGUCAUCAGCGAGAAGCACCCUGGCAAAAUCAUGGUCGACAACUUGCUGGUCAACCUGCCCUAUAGCACCAGCGACGGGAAGAUCUCCGUGUACCUCGGCGGGCGGCGGGCGGUGGUGGAGACCGACUUCGGGCUCACCGUCACCUACGACUGGCAGAGCCAGGUCACCGCCUCGGUGCCCGGCAGCUACGCCGGCGCCCUGUGCGGGCUCUGCGGGAACUUCGACGGCAACGCCGGCGACGAGCUGCUGCUGAAGGGCGACCAAGAGAUGGCCAACCCGGCCGCCUUCGGGCGCAGCUGGAGGGUGGAGGACGCGCCGGGCUGCGUGGAGCUGUCGCAGGACGAAUGUCCCACGCUUCCAGAGGCGUUGAGGCGCCAGAAGGCCACCAAGAUGGGCUGCAGGAUCAUCUCCAGCCCGGACGGUCCCUUCGGAGCGUGCCACAGCAAAGUGGACCCCGAGCCGUUCUUCCAGAGCUGUGUGCACGACUUCUGCCUCUCCUCGGACCAGCCCGACACGAUCUGCCCGCUCAUCGCCAGCUACGCCGAUGCCUGCAAGGCCGCCGGCGCGGUGACCCAGAGGUGGAGGACGGCCGAGUUCUGCAGUAUCUCGUGUCCGGCCCACAGCCACUACGAGCCCUGUGUCCGAGGCUGCGACGGGACCUGCAGCAGCCUCCACGCGCCGACGCGCUGCGCGGCGCGCUGCUGGGAGGGCUGCGCCUGCGACGAGGGCUUCGCGCUCAGCGGCGACCGCUGCGUGCCCCUGUCCCGCUGCGGCUGCCUCCACGGCGGCCUCUACUACCAGGCCGAGGAGACCUUCCUGCCCACGUGCAGGCAGCAGUGCCGGUGCGAGGCCGGCGGGGCCGUGAGCUGCAACGUGUCCGCCUGCGUCGCCGAGAGCGACUGCAAGGUCGUGGAGGGCGUGCGGAAGUGCGAGGCCUCCGGCGCGGCGCUGUGCGUGGUCACCGGCGACCGCCAGUACAUCUCCUUCGACGGCUUGGCCUUCGAGGUCCCCGGCGCCUGCUCCUUCGUCCUCGCCAAGAGCUGCGGCGACGGCGGCGGCGACCUGACGCCCUUCGUGGUGACGCUGGAGAAGGAGCCAGCAGAGACGGGGACGGGCUCCGUCAUCAAGGCGGUGGUGGUGGAGGUCUACGGGCUCACGGUGACCCUGCUCCGAGGGAAGAUAGGAACCGUCAUGGUGGACUCCAUCGCCCACCACCUCCCGGCCCUGCUGCGGGACGGCCGCGUGGCCGUGCUGCCCCACGGCCCCGACGCCCUGCUGCAGACCGACUUCGGCCUCGCCGUCCGCUUCGACCUGCGGCACGCGGCCACGGUGACGGCGCCGCCGGGCCACCGGGGCCGCCUCUGCGGGCUGUGCAGCGACGCCGACGGCUGGCGCCCCAACGACCGGCUGCGGCCCGACGGCCGCCCCGUGCCCCACGCCGCCGCGCUGGCGGCCUCUUGGAGGCCCGACGCGCCCGGCGAGGCCUGCGCCGACGGCUGCGGCGACGGCGGCUGCCCCCGGUGCCCGGCGGCGCGGGAGGCCGUGCUGCGGCGCGAGGACCACUGCGGGGCCCUGGAGGCCCCCGGGGGCCCCCUGGCCGCCUGCGCCGCCGUCCUGGACCCCCGGCCCUUCGUGGAGGCCUGCGUGGGCGACGCCUGCCGCCAGGCCGGAGAGGGCGGCCUGCUCUGCCAGGGCCUCCGCAGCUACGUGGCCGCCUGCCGCGACGCCGGUGGGGACGUGCGGCCCUGGAGGACGCCCAGCCUCUGCUCGCUGACCUGCCCCCCGAACAGCAGCUACUCGCCCUGCGCCGACCACUGCACCCGCAGCUGCGCCGGAGCCGCCGUCGCUGCCCGCUGCCCCCAGCGCUGCGCCGAGGGCUGCCAGUGCCACCCGGGGCUCCUCUUCGACGGGCGCGCCUGCGUGCCCCCCGCCCGCUGCGGCUGCUUCCACCAGGGACGCUACUACCGGCCCGAUGAGGUGACGCUGACGGAGUCAUGUCGCCGCCGCUGCACCUGCGCGGCCGGCGGGGAGCUGCACUGCGAGGACCACGCCUGCACCGGCGACGAGACCUGCGAGGUCCGCGACGGCGCCUGGACCUGCGUCAACCAGAACCCGUGCAAGGCGCUGCGCUGCCGCCCCAAGGAGACCUGCGAGCUGACGGCCGGGCAGCCCCGCUGCGUCCCGGCGCUGGUGGCCGCGUGCUGGGCUUGGGGCGACCCGCACUACCGCACCUUCGACGGGAGCCACUUCGACUUCCAGGGCACCUGCACCUACACGCUGGCCGAGUCCUGCGGCCCCGACCGCACCCUCGAGCCCUUCAAGGUGCAGGCCAAGAACAAGCUGCGCGCCGGCGGCCGCGCCGUCGCCUACGUCGCCAUGGCCAUCGUGCACGUCUACGGGCACGUCGUCACCGUGCGCCACCACGAAGUGGGCAAGAUCCGGGUGGACGGCGUGCUCACCAACCUGCCGGCCAGCCUGGCCGAGGGCCGCCUCCGCGCCCGGCAGAGCGGCCUCAGCGCCGUGCUGGAAGCGGCCUCCGGCCUCCGCCUGCGCUACGACUGGGCCGGGCACCUGGCGCUGGAGCUGCCCAGCAGCUACUACCGCGGCACCCGGGGCCUCUGCGGCGACUUCAACCUGCGGCCGGGCGACGACGGCCCCCCGGGCGGCGGCAACGCCAGCGCCGUGGCCGGCUGGGCGGCCGGGUGGCGGGUGCCGGACGAGGACGAGGACGACCCGCUGUGCUGGGACGAGUGCGAGGGCGAGUGCCCGGCAUGCGAGGCGUCGCGCCGGGAGGCUUACGGAGGCCCGCGCCGCUGCGGUCUCCUCCGCCGGGUCCUCGGCGGUCCCUUCCGCGCCUGUCACCCGCUGGUGCCGCCGGGGCCCUUCUACCGCAGCUGCCUGCACGACGCGUGCGCGAGCGGCGGGGCCGGGGCCGUGCUGUGCCGGGCGCUGCAGGCCUACGCGGCCACGUGCGAGCGCAGCGGAGCGCGCCUGGGCGACUGGAGGACGCCGGCCGGCUGCGAGCUCUCGUGCCCGGAGCACAGCCACUACAAAGCGUGCGCCAGCGCCUGCCCGGCCACGUGCGCCGACCCGGAGGCGCCGUCCAAGUGCGCCGAGCCGUGCGUGGAGAGCUGCGAGUGCGACGGCGGCUACGUGCUGCAGGGCGGGCGCUGCGUGGCGGCGGGCCGCUGCGGCUGCCAGCACGAGGGCCGCUGGUACGGCCCCGGCGAGGAGUUCUGGGCGGACGCAACGUGCCGGCGGCGGUGCCGCUGCGAGGCGGCCCUGGGCAUGGCGGUGUGCGGCGGCGGCGGCUGCGGGCCGGGCGAGCGCUGCGGCACGGUGCGGGGCGUGCGGCGGUGCGUGGCGGGGCGGGCGGCCGUGUGCCGGGCCGCCGGCGACGGCCACUACAGCACCUUCGACGGGCGCAAGUUCGACCUGGCGGGUGCCUGCGCCUACCGGCUGGCGGGGCUGUGCGGCGAGAGCGCCGCGCUGACGCCGUUCCGGGUGACGGCGGAGAGCCACCGCCGCGGCGCCACCAAGGAGGUGACGCUGCACGUCUACAACGCGAGCUUCGCCCUCAGCCAGCUGCACCCCGGCAAGCUGCAGGCGAGCGGCGGGCGGGCGGAGGCGACGCGGGGGGCGCGGGAGGGCGAUGCACGACGCAAGGGAGGGCGAUGCGCGACGCAUGGAAAUGCAAUUAGCAGUGCAAGGAAAUGCAAUGCACGAUGCAAGGAAAUGCAAUUAGCAGUCCAAGGAAAUGCAAUGCACGAUGCAAGGAAAUGCAAUUAG
Molecule: messenger RNA, 5404 nt
Organism: Dromaius novaehollandiae (emu)
Lineage: Eukaryota; Metazoa; Chordata; Aves; Casuariiformes; Dromaiidae
Product: IgGFc-binding protein-like
Exons: 12
Coding region: 20-5404 (1794 amino acids)
Molecular function (GO): protein binding
Source: RefSeq, a predicted model, not a curated record